Molecule: messenger RNA, 1929 nt
Organism: Zychaea mexicana
Lineage: Eukaryota; Fungi; Mucoromycota; Mucoromycetes; Mucorales; Lichtheimiaceae
Exons: 1
Coding region: 84-1697 (537 amino acids)
Source: RefSeq, a predicted model, not a curated record
ACCUAGACCAUUUAGAUCGUGUGAUCCUUCGUCAUUAUGGUGGUCGUGUCGGCGUUGAAGCAGAAAGACGAAAACAAAGGGCCAUGAGCGAGACACGGGCGAAGAAUCAGCAAAUUCGACAAGAACAACGUCGUGUAGAGCUCAUGCAGCGCCUUUCCGAGCUGGGCAUUUGGUACGACCCAGAGUCAAGCAUGGCGUUUCAACGUUACAUUAUUCGUGGCAAGCCGAAUCUCGAAACAGUAAUACAAGGAUUGGUCGAAGAGGCAGAUAUGCAUCGUGAGCAAGAGGCCAGACAACAAGAGCUUGAGACAAGACUUAAGCACGCUCUGGCGGAGCUGCUUGUGGAUCAAGAUGAUGGCUAUGAGGAUGGGGGUGAAGAGAAGAGUCAACAGCAGCGAGUGACCGAGUACAUAACAACGUUGCGCGACUGCAUAGUAUACAUUCAAUUCGGUCUGCCUGAACAACUGGAUCAAGUCGUGGAAGCGGUCGUGGAACGGGCACGCCAGGAUCAAGAGCGCGAGACGAGACGCAAAAAGUUAGAGGCAAAACUUACAGCAUUGAAAUUGGAAGAAUACAUAACCUCAUACGAAUGCAUAACCUACAUUCAUUCUGACCAGCCGGAAGAUGUGGAACACGUCAUCCAUGCUAUUGCAGAACGCGAGCGUGAGAGGCAAGAACGGGUUGAGACGAUAGCACGGCGACGCAAGGAAUUGACAGAUCGCUUGGAGGAAGAAAAUAUCUAUCAUGUUUUUGGCCAUAUAGAGCAUCAGAUUGCAAUGCUAUGGAUGGAAAUCGAAUCCAUCAUCAGCAAUGCCAAGCGGGAGGCUGCGGAUCAAAAAGCUAAAGAGGAUCGACGUCGUGUUCUUGAAGAAAGACUACGUGAAAACGAAGUCGAGCUGAGAGAAGAUUCGGCAAUCUGUACAAGCUAUAUCAACCAUGGUACCGGCAACUUGGAUGAUGUGGUCACCAGAAUGACGGAACUAGCCUGGUAUUUCCGUGAAACCAACUAUGGAGCCAUUCGCCAUGGGGUUCAUGGUAGGUUAUAUUACAAACGCGUAUCGCUCGAACAAUACAUUCGCGAACGACUGUCAAGCAUGAAGUUCGGCCCUGUCAGCCAUGAUCCGGACACGCUGGCUCGGCCACCCCCGUCGCUUUGGAGUACAAUCAAGGUUCUCGAGUUUAAAGAAUGGAAGGAACAUGCCAGAGCGUGUAUGGUUGAAGGGCUUGUCCGAACGAGCAAUAUCACAGUCAAGGAGAUCAUUAGACAGCAGUUAGAGUCGACGAACGUUCUCAAUAGCGCUCACCUUGCAGGGAUAGUGACAAACGAAGUGCUUGUUGCGGCGAUGGAUGAGGGAGCUGUGGCUUUAGCAAAAAUUCCAUCAUCAUCAUCUUCCACGUCCGCCUCUUCCUCCUCUAUUACUACGAGCACGAGAUCAUUCAGUUCAGCUUUGCGAGAGAUGCUUGGUGACGUGACGUUCUCGAUCUUUGUGGAAAGCUACCGGUUGCCGGCCGUGUCCAACGUACGAAAGAGACUGUUUGACGAACAGGUGUCUACAUCUGCAGCGGUCAGCAAUCCUGGUGCAAGCAGCAACGUACAACAGCACACUAACAACACCGCAAAUGACUCAAAUGUAGCCAGUGAUAACGACAACAACGAGGAUGUGCCUAUGCCAGACGCGCCGUAUACUACAGAGUAGUAUACAUAUACCUUACAGUCUAUCUGCCCUUCUAACUCGCCUUUUAUAUCUACUCUCUCUCCCUAUACCGACUCACAUUGCAUCUAUAUACACAUAGCAAUUAAAACUUUCUUUUACUUACUUAACCUCCCUCAGCACAAUAAAGAAUCACAUUAGCAUAUUGUAUAACAUAUUACUACUGUAUAAAUGCAGCGUUGUAAAUUAUAUUAAAGGUCGGUGGUGUAAAUUAUAA